Pimephales promelas (fathead minnow) is the source of this 2463-nucleotide messenger RNA. The record is from RefSeq and is a predicted model, not a curated record. Lineage: Eukaryota; Metazoa; Chordata; Actinopteri; Cypriniformes; Leuciscidae.
AGGCACCGCAACAGCUGCUGACAACAUGCGUUCGUAAUGUGUGCGGGCCACCGUCACAUCGUUAAGUUCAAACUAUUAUGUAAAGAAAUGAAUGUCAUAGUGUAAUGAUAGGUCCUUUAUUAACACAAAAACCAGUCAGAGCUGCUUAGUUCUUCAACCUUCUGCUUACUUGACACUUUCAGUCUCGCUGUUUUUUGCAGUGGUUAAUGUAGGCGGAGUUUAAGUCACCGCUUCCAAAACAAGAAACGUGUAUCGACACAAGGACUGAAGUUACUGCCUGCCACCCGGGAGGAGAGAUGCGAAGAGCUGCAAUGAUUUCAUAGACAGCAGUCCCCAUAUUUGAUAUUAAAGAGUUGCACCACAACCCUGGAAGAACAUGGAAGCAUCUGAAGAGUCCAUAAGAAUGACUUCUGACCCCCAGAGCAAAACAUUUCUACAGAGUCCAGAUACACUAAUACAUCUAGAGAAAAGCCCAUCUGCUAAAUCAGGUAAUGGUGCAGCGCUGGUGUUGUGUUCCGUGUCUGUGGCCUGCCUGAGUGGGUUGAUGAUGGGUUAUGAGAUGAGUCUGAUAUCAGGAGCUUUGCUUCAACUCAGGGAUGCUUUGACUCUCUCCUGCCCGGAGCAAGAGCAAGUCGUUGGGUCUCUUCUGUUUGGAGCUUUCCUCCUCUCUCUGGGUGGCGGCACCAUCCUGGACCGUUACGGACGGCGGUUCUCUAUCAUCCUCACAGCGCUGCUGUGUGUGCUGGGCACGCUUCUGUGUGUGUGUGUGGUGUCAUUUUGGGCGCUAGUUGUCGGGCGGAUGUUGGUCGGCAUGGCGGUAGCGCUGUCAGGCACAGCGUCUUGCCUGUAUGCGGCGGAAGUGGCACCGGCCACCUGGCGUGGACGGUGCGUGUGUGUGUAUGAGUUAAUGGUAGUUUUAGGGAUGCUGUUGGGUUUUGGACUGAGUUGGGCGUUCGCAGGUGUCCCGGAUGGAUGGAGGUUUACGUUCGCUGGUGUGCUGCUCCCUGCCUUGCUGCAAGCCAGCAUCAUGCCGCUGUUGCCGCAGAGUCCGCGCUUUUUGCUCGCCCAACAGCGUGGGAAAGAGGCUCACGCCACUCUCCUCCGUCUCCGCGCUGGGAUCGAAGGGGUAGACGCGGUGGAGGACGAACUUCAGGCGAUUCGCAUGGCACUGGGGGCGGAGCAGCACGGCUUCCUGGACCUCUUCCGUUCCCGUGACAACAUGCUUCAGAGGCUACUUGUUGGCGCUGCGCUGGUUUUCUUGCAGCAGGCUACGGGACAGCCCAAUAUUUUGGCGUACGCGUCAACUGUUCUCAGCAGCGUGGGCUUCCAUGGGAACGAGGCAGCGACUCUUGCUUCCACAGGGUUUGGUGUGGUUAAAGUGGGCGGGACCAUUCCUGCAGUCUUUCUAGUGGACAAAGUGGGGCCUAAAGCCCUUCUGUGUGUUGGAGCCGUCAUUAUGACGUUGUCAACGGCAACCCUGGGGGCCGUUACUAUGCAGAGCCGCACACAUGUUUCCAGUCUUUGCAAAGGCCCCAUAAAUAAAGCAAACCUCACGGUACUUGGGAUGGAAGAUGAGACUGAUAUCCAGACUAACACUCCUUUGGGCUUACACCAGCCUUCUGAUUAUGAACUUCAAACCAAGCACAAAUUAGAUCCUUUCCACACUAACAUUAAUGACACUAAGGGACAUUGGAUUUUAAACUACACCUAUGAUCACAGAACAGCAUUGAUGGACCCUGCUGAGGGUUCUUCAAAAAUUGCUCUUCAAUCUCUUCAUGUUAAUGAGGUGUCGCCCUCUCUAAAAUGGAUCUCGCUGGUCAGCCUGCUGGUGUAUGUAGCUGGAUUCUCCAUCAGCUUGGGACCAAUGGUUCAUGUGGUUUUGAGUGCGAUCUUCCCGACUGGCAUCCGUGGAAAGGCUGUGUCCGUCAUCUCUGCUUUUAACUGGGCCACAAAUUUACUCAUAUCGAUGACCUUUCUUACCAUGACAGAGAGGAUCGGCCUGCCCACCGUGAUCUUCUCCUAUGCUGCUAUGAGCUUUGUGUUGGUGGUGUUUGUGAUUGUAUUCGUGCCAGAGACGAAAGGCCGAUCACUGGAACAGAUCUCUAAGGAACUUGCCAUGAAGAAUCACCUGAGCACCACACUGCUGUGUCAUAGAAGAAAACACCAGACUACAGCACAACCCUCACUGGAGGAAAAAGCUCUUGCAAGCGUUUGACUUUUUACCUAGAUGAAGAGUGGAAGAGCACUAGCAUAUUUGCAUUUGCAUUGUUCUCUAUGUCGUCGGACAACUUACAGGGCAGCCAAAUCUGUGACUACACCGAUCUACUGUGUAGAAGAGAUAUGACUAAUUAAUGCUAUCAUGUGUUCAUUAAAGCAAACAAUUUUGCUUAAGCCUUACCAUGGCACGAUGGGUCAGUUGAGAUGAAUUUAAUAUGUCAAUCUGAUUUAUUUGUAUUAAGUUUU